AUGUCUGCUUUUGCUUGUUUUAUCAUUGGCCAUUACAGGUUUAGCUUGACUACGUUUUGCUUUGCCUGUGCAACAGGAGUUGCAGCCUUUUAUAUGCUGUCUAGCACCGUAUUGGAAGGUUUUGAAUGGCAAAUUGAAAAGAUUGAUGGCGCAAAGAAGCUGAUUGAUCUGGGCAAUCAUGAAAACAACGGUGAAACCAUGGAGUGGUUCAAUGGCAUUGCUGAAAAGGUCUGGCGUUCUGUUGAUCCUAGAAUUUUCAUGGUUGUAGAAGACAUCUUGGAAGAUACUUUAGCCAGAGUGGCACCCAAAGUGAUCAAAGCGGCUCGUGUGGCUGACUUCGACUUGGGCACAGCAGCACCUCGCAUUGAAAAGCUUCAGAUCUUUCCUCCUUCUCCCCAUCAACCACCCGAAAGCAUCUUUGGUGAAUGUGAAUUCAGCCUUCGAGCAGAUAGCUCUGCUACUCCUUCUCCAGGCUCCACGGCACGCCAUGUCACAGCGCCAGGUGCCUCAAUCCGCUUCAAAACCGGUAUCAAUGCUGCUUUGGAUGUGCGUGGUGAAUUGACCAAAAUUACAGGCAAGAUGCGGUUCCACCUUGUGACCUCACCACAAAUUCCAUUUGUAUCUACAGUGACCAUUUCAUUCACAAGUGCACCUACUAUCGAAACGGCUGUAAUGCCCAUCAGCAAGAGAUUGAAUGUAAUGAGACUUCCCAUGUUGAAAACUCUGGUUAAUGAAGGUGUCAAGUUGGGAUUCAAGCAGCUGGUGGAUCCAGAAAGUCUCACUAUUGAUGUUGCAAAGAUCAUGGCCACACAAUCUGAUACAUUUGCUAUUGGACUUAUUCAAGCCGAAAUCAGACAAGUUAAGCGAUUAAAGGCCAAAUCCAAAGACCCCGAGAAUCUCUUUGUUACCUUGGCAUCAAGUAGCGCAGCGAUGAAGAACAACAUCAAGAGCACCCGUGUAUUGUCAAACAAGAAGGAUCCCAUCUGGAAUGAAUACUUACAUCAGUUGGUCACCUCAGAUGACAUUAAGAACGAUGUCUAUUUCAACAUUAAAGUCAUGAAAGCAGACAAAGUCAAGAACGAUCAAUAUUGGGGCUCUAUUUCAGCUUCUGUCAAGGAUAUUACAUUGGGCCAGUUGGAUAAAAAUGAAAACGUCUCUUCCUGGUGCACAUCUGAGCGCGUCAUGUACGAUGGUUGGGUUCCUAUUGACGGCAAAUCUAAGCAAGCUUCUGAAGCCUUGUUGAAUCUCAAGCUGACAUUUCACCCCAAGUAUGUGAUCCCUGAAGAGAAGCGCUCCAAAACCGAGCAAGUUAAAAGAGAAAAAUUGAAGCAACAGCAAGAAAAGAAGGAAAAGAAGCGUCUGGCCGAACAAGAACGCAAAUCCAGUAAAAAGGUGCGAUUUAGUAUGGUAUUUGACACACCCGCAGACCAACUGGGACAAGCAAUGGGGGAGAUUGCGGAAAAGACCAAAGAAAACACGGUAUCGAGUAAAGCUCACCAUGCUCAGGAUGAGCAGUAUGAUUUGCAAGGAGGUCAAGUUGCGCUGAAGUCUGAUAAUGACUCGGAUCUGAGUAAAAGUGAAUUGGUGAACAUACGAGACGAGUAUGUCAAAGACGAUACAAGCGAGACGGAUACGUUGGUGGAUGCAGAUCAAGCAGCAGCAGAAGCAGAGUUGGAGGAUGAACUAAACUACUAUGAGCCAGGUGAAACGGUGUUUCCCGAGCACAAGUCUGGUAUUUUGUCCAUCACAAUCACCCAAGCCAAGGACCUGGAGAUUGUCGAUCCUGAUCUUAUGACAUUCAAGAAGCGUAGACAUCCUUAUAGCGCUGACAAAUCAGUCAAUCCCUAUGCGCUUGUUUAUGUCAAUGACAGAAAAGUGUUUCAAACAAGACCCAAGAUGAAGACGAGCUGUCCUUAUUGGAAUGCGGAUACCGAGUGCUUUCUCAAAAACUAUGAUACGUCGUUUAUCCGUAUCAGCGUCAAGACAAACAUCGAUCUAGAACAUGAUCCUGUCAUUGGCACCAAUGUACUCAAGAUCAGUGAUUUGUUUGAUGGUCCUGUCAGAAAGGUCAAAGAAGCAGAGCGUUGGAUUACACUCAAACAUGGUAUUGGCUAUGGCAGAGUAUUACUCAAUCUCACCUACAAGCCCAUCAAGCUGACCUUGCCCAGAGAGCUGUCUGGUUCAGAUGUCGGCACCUUGGUCAUUGAAAGCAUCCAGCUAACCAACCUCAAGAACGCCAUGGACAACAAAAAUCUCAAGCACACCAGAGCCACUUUAUCACUCAAUGUGGAACCCAAGGUCCAGAAACACUUGCAAUCCAGCGCAUUGACACAAGAGAAAUCUGGCAGUACGUGGGACUGGUCUGCAAAUAGCAGCUACUUUCCGCUCCUUAUGCGCUAUAAAACAGCUGUUUUCAUUCAGCUCUUUCAAGGCAUGGGUGCUCAUAAAGCAACAGCCCGUUUAUGGAUGAAGGAAAUUGUGGACUAUGAGUGGCAAGAGUUGACGCUUGGAUUGCAUGACUACACGCCAGAGACCGGUGAUGGCAAUCGCGACGAACUCUCCUGGGGAUCGGAUGGGCCCAAUGGCCAAAUUGUAUUGCGACUCAAGUUUGUGCCUGGCUUUUCACCUGUGCAUGCACAGCUGCCUAGCUUCAAGCUAGAUAUGCUGGGUGCUGAUCCGUUCCAAAAGGAUGAUGCUUGGGAGAAGGCUCAUCUGUUGAUUCAGAAGGAGGGCUCUGAAAACUAUGCUAUUAGUGUUCCUGUUACCUGUGGUAUCGACAAGGACAAAAGAGAACAGGUGAUGGAGCAAAUGGACAAGAGCCAACGAGCCAACAACAAGAGAAGAGCAAGUACAUUGAUCGAUAUUAGUAAGAACAAGAAACGCAAUGCCAGACAAAUGUCCUUGGCCACAUUGACUGAGAAGCAGCGAAAUGAUCUGGUGCAGCUCCUGCAACAACAAGACGAGAACGGCCAUGUCCACAGUGGACGCAGUGUGCCCAAAUUCGAUGUCUUUAAAUCAGAAUCUUACAGUCAGCCUGCUGCUAUGGCGUCGACAUCCACUCCUGGAGAAAUAAUGCAGACAGCUGCUCAUCAAAGUGGUCAACAGCCACAACAACGUAAAUUGAGCGACACACCUACCACUAGCUUUGACGUGUUCAGGAGUCAACGGCAAGACAGAAGAUCAAGUAACAGCACUCACUCGGUGCCUGCAAACUACGCCAAUCGCAAUAGCGCAGCAUCAACAUCCGGAUACGACUUUUACAACACGAAUAGAAGAAUCUCUGAAGCCAGUACAUCUUCAUCCGUAUCUGCUGCUACUCCUAGUACCCCUCCUGAAGCAGCAGGUGAUCCCAACACCAAAUCACACCAACUCAUGGAGAUUGAAACUGCCACCUACUUGAAUGCCAUGAGAGAUGGUCUCAAAAACUCAAACAUCCCCAAUUACCAGCUCUUGAGACAGUUGUCUAGAGGCAAAGAUUACUUUACAGAGCAAUUCAAGGCGUUGCGUGAAGGACCUAAUUCUGAAUUGAGAGCCAAUAAGGCUGUAAUGAAGGAAGUUUAA
Molecule: messenger RNA, 3561 nt
Organism: Mucor velutinosus
Lineage: Eukaryota; Fungi; Mucoromycota; Mucoromycetes; Mucorales; Mucoraceae
Exons: 8
Coding region: 1-3561 (1186 amino acids)
Molecular function (GO): lipid binding
Source: RefSeq, a predicted model, not a curated record